Molecule: messenger RNA, 3200 nt
Organism: Conger conger (European conger)
Lineage: Eukaryota; Metazoa; Chordata; Actinopteri; Anguilliformes; Congridae
Gene: fgd1
Product: FYVE, RhoGEF and PH domain containing 1
Exons: 17
Coding region: 1-3015 (1004 amino acids)
Biological process (GO): cytoskeleton organization; filopodium assembly
Cellular component (GO): cytoplasm
Molecular function (GO): metal ion binding; guanyl-nucleotide exchange factor activity
Source: RefSeq, a predicted model, not a curated record
AUGCAGCUGAACCGACCAAAGAGCGCUUUAAUCAGCUUUACCCCACCGCUGUCGCCCUCAGAGACACCAAAUUCAUUCUCUAGCCAGUUCAAAACAAUGCGGUUCUCUUAUCACAUCAGCAGCGGUCUACCGAGUCCUCACCCGCCCCUGCGAAGAAUAGGCUCUUCCUCCUCUAGUCCCAGGCUCUUGACCAAGAGCCUGUCCCUGGAGCCUGGCCCCUGCCUCGGGGGCCACGAGACACCUCAGCGCCUGUGCUCUGAUCCCGGGCCCCUCGGACCCCGCCACUGCAACGGGACCAAUGAAAAUGGACCACCAGAACUGCCCACCCCUCCCCCCAAAACAAGGCCUCCCCUGCCUGGGCCCAAACCACAAGUGCCCCCAAAGCCACCGCACCUACAGAGUGGGCGUCGGCCACGGGCGCCCGAUAAGCCCCUCCCCCCGCCCCCGUCUCGGCCGCUCCCUGCGGACCCCCGCUGCCCUCGAGCCCCCCUCCCCCUCGCAGAGGGGAGCGCCUCUCCCAGCUGCGUGCUCUCGCUCAUCGAGAAAUUUGAGAGAGAGCAGAUCAUCGUCGUGCCGGAUAUCACCGGGGGGGCCCUGUGUGUCCCCAGAGUCCCAGAGCCACAGUCUGGAGCAGGAGUCCAGACCCCCCCGUCAUCAGAGCCCCCUGCCCCCAGCCCUGAGCCCCAGGAGGCCCCAGAAGCCUCCGUGGGCCUGGCGGAAAGGGAGGAGGAGGAUAAAGAGGGGGAGGGAGAGAGGGAGGAGAGAGAAGAGGAGAGAGAGCUGGGGGCCGCGUGUGCAGAGAGGCGGCUGUCGCUCGAGUCGGGCUACAGCGCCUCCGACAAACUGCUGGACUCCCUGGAGAUAAGGGACCUUUUGGCCAGCCAAUCGGAUGUCCCCUUGGACCGCCUGUCCCUCCCCCCACCCCAGACGGAUGGGAAGCUGGCCAAUCGGGACAGCGGGAUCGACAGCAUCAGCUCCCCCUCCCACAGUGAGGAGCUGUGCUUCGCCGGGGAGGAGGAGAGGGCGGGGCACGAAAGGGGGGUCUGCCCCUGUAGCCCCGCCCUGACCCUCCCACGCCUCUCCUCCUCCUCCUCCUACGGGGGCCCGGAGGGACAGGGGGGCGAGGGGGCCUCCGCAGAGGGGACGCGGGACUCGGAGGGGGACAGUGACAUGGAGGAGGGGAGCGGGGAUGAGAGUGAGCUCACCCCCACCGCUCUGCAGCCCCUCGUGCUCCCAAAAGCCGAGAGGCAGGACUCCUGCGAGCUCUCCGUCCAGCAGCGGGUGUUCAACAUCGCUAACGAGCUGCUGCACACGGAGAAGGCGUACGUGUCACGGCUGCACCUCCUGGACCAGGUGUUCUGCUCCCAGCUGAUGGAGGAGGCGCGGUCCCGGGGCUCCUUCCCCUGCGAGGUGGUGAUGGGCGUCUUCUCCAACAUCUGCUCCAUCUACUGCUUCCACCAGCAGUUCCUCCUGCCCGCGCUGGAGAAACGCAUGGAGGAGUGGGAUUCGAACCCUCGUAUCGGGGAUAUCCUUCAGAAACUGGCCCCAUUCCUGAAGAUGUAUGGGGAAUAUGUGAAGAACUUCGACCGAGCCAUGGAGUUGGUCAACACGUGGAUGGAGCGGUCCUCCCAGUUCAAAGCUAUUAUCCACGGCAUACAGAGGGAGCCGAUGUGUGGGAACCUGACCCUGCAGCACCACAUGCUGGAGCCCGUGCAGAGGAUCCCGCGCUACGAGCUGCUGCUGAAGGACUACCUGCACAGACUGCCGCAGGACGCCGACGACUCCAAGGACGCGCAGAAAUCCCUGGAGUUGAUAGCGACAGCUGCCGAGCACUCCAACGCGGCGAUCAGAAAGAUGGAGAGAAUGCACAAGCUGCUGAAAGUGUACGAGCUGUUAGGGGGAGAAGAGGACAUCGUUAACCCCACAAAUGAACUCAUCAAGGAGGGACACAUUCUCAAGCUGUCAGCCAAAAACGGCACAUCGCAGGACCGGUAUCUCAUACUGUUCAACGACAGGCUACUGUACUGUGUCCCCAAACUGCGGCUGAUGGGACAGAAAUUUGGAGUCAGGGCCAGGAUUGAUGUGGACGGAAUGGAGCUGAAAGAGACCAGUAGUGUGAAUGUGCCGCGGACGUUCUUGGUGUCGGGAAAACAACGCUCCCUGGAGCUCCAGGCCAGGACUGAAGAGGAGAAGAAAGACUGGAUCCAGGCGAUCCAGGCCACCAUUCAGAGACAUGAGCAGACUCUGGAGACAUUCAGGCUGCUGAACUGCUCCUUCCGUGAGGAGGACUACACUCCUCCCAACUCCCCUAACUGUACAGAGUUGGGGAAGCGUGCCCCCACCCCGAUCCGGGAGAAAGAGGUCACCCUGUGUAUGAAAUGUCAGGAGCCUUUCAACUCCAUCACCAAGAGGCGCCAUCACUGCAAGGCCUGUGGGCAUGUGGUGUGUGGAAAAUGCUCCGAGUUCCGGGCCCGGCUGCUGUACGACAACAACCGGGCGAACCGCGUGUGUGUGGACUGCUACACCACCCUGCACGGGGUGCCCCCCUCCCCCGCAAGCCUCCCCAGCACCGCACAACGGCGCCGCUCCAUCCUGGAGAAACAAGCCUCGGUAGCAGCAGAGAACAGCGUCCUCUGUAGCUUUCUGCACCACAUGGAGAAGGGAGGGGGCCGCGGGUGGCAGAAGGCCUGGUUUGUGAUCCCGGAGAACGAGCCCUUGGUCCUCUACAUCUAUGGAGCGCCUCAGGACGUGAAGGCCCAGCGCAGCGUCCCUCUGAUCGGGUUUGAGGUGUCCCUUCCUGAACAGAGCGACAGGCUGGAGCGCCGCAACGCCUUCAAGAUCAGCCAGAGUCACCUGACCCUGUUCUUCAGCGCCGAGGGGGAGGAGCUCCAGCGCCGCUGGAUGGAGGUCCUGUCCAGGGCGGGCCGAGGGGAGGAGCUACAGGCUCACUCCUCCAUUUCAGAAUCUGUAGAAGAAGAGGCGGAGGAGUCUGUACUUUCAGAUGAAAACACGUGAUUACACAAUGGGUGUGAGCGGUGGCAACUAUUGCAAAUACACACACAGACGCAGACACAUUACACACACACAAGUUUAUAACAAGUGUCAGUGGUCAGUUGCAUGAAAUACAUGUUCGGUUUCUUAUUGUAUUAUUACUCUUGUGAGAUUGACGGGUGUUUGCAAAGAAAAUCUGCCAAAAAUGU